Podarcis lilfordi (Lilford's wall lizard) is the source of this 9418-nucleotide messenger RNA. Lineage: Eukaryota; Metazoa; Chordata; Lepidosauria; Squamata; Lacertidae. The record is from the annotation of a GenBank genome assembly.
GGGGGAGGCGGGCGUUCCUUCCCGUGCGGGGAUUGGGCUUCCUGACCGGGAGGAGGUGAGGAGGGCGGCCAUUGGCGGAAUUGGCGCCACUUCCCGCGUCACUCAGUUCCGUGGCGGGAAAAAGGAGAAGGAGGCGAAGCGGCCAAGAUGGCGGGAAAAGGCGGAGGUUGCGACUACGCGGAGGAGGCCGGUGAGCGCAGGGGCGGCGGCGGGCGGGAGGGCGCGGGCGGGCGGAGCCGAGCUGACCGUGUCUCUCUCUCUCUCCGCAGCGAGGGCUUCGGCGUUCCUGGAGGGCUUCUACCGGCAGAGCGAGGCGGGGAAGGAGUUCCCUUACGUGGAGCAGCUGGCAAGGCGGCGGGCGGGCGGGCGGGCGGGCGGGCGGGCGGCGGAGCGUGUGCAGAGUGCGGGGCGGGGGCCCCUCCUCGCCCCUCGCCGCCGCCGCGCUCACGCCCUUCUCUCUCUGGCUCCUUCCCGGCAGCGGCGGGUGGCGCAGCGGGAUCAGGUGGCGCUGCGCGUGGAUCUGGACGACGUGGCCGAGGAGGACCCGGCGCUGGUGGACUCGGUGUGCGAGAACGCGAAGCGCUACGAGAAGGUCUUCGCCGAUGCCGUCGCGGAGCUGCUGCCCCGGUACCGGCAGCGGGAGGUGAGCCUCGGCCCCGCUCCCUUCGCCAGGCUGCGGCCUUCCUGCCGCGGGGAGUUCCCCUGGUGAGCGCCGCCUUGCCUCUCUCCUCUCGCCCAGCAGGUCGCCCACAAGGAUGCGCUGGACGUCUACAUCGAGCACCGGCUGCUGCUGGAGGGGCGCGGGCGGGAGCCCGGCCAGCCCCACGACCCCCAGAACCAGUUCCCACCAGAGCUCAUGCGCCGCUUGUGAGUGCCGCCCCCUUUUGCCAGGCCUGGCCGGGAAUCCUGCUGCCUCUGCAGCCGCCCCUGCAAGCAGAGGGGGGCAUUUGCUGAGUUUCUCUUCUUCCGGUAGAAAUGGAAGCUGAGGAGGGCAGAGGAUGGGGGUGUCCUUUUCUCUACCUCCAGAUGUUGCUGCAAGGCCUCAUGGCCCACCGUGGUCUCACUCUGUCUCCCUCUGCCCCGUUUCAUAGUGAGCUGUACUUCAAGGCGCCAUCCAGCACCAAGGCCCAGGUGAUCCGGGAGGUGAAGGCUGAUGCCAUUGGGAAGCUUGUGGCCAUCCGGGGCAUUGUCACCCGCGUCUCUGAGGUGAAGCCUCGCAUGGUGGUAGCAACCUACAGCUGUGACCAGUGUGGUGCAGAGACCUAUCAGCCGGUGAGGAGACAGUCUUCCAGUGGGAAAGGGAAAUGCACAAGGGGGUGAUACCCCAGCCGAGGCUCCUUGUACCUGACCCCCCUUCCUUCUCCUCUUGCCUCCUCCCAGAUACAGGCCCCCAACUUCACCCCUCUGCUGAUGUGCCCCAGCCGGGAGUGCCAGACCAACCAAGCUGGUGGCCGACUCUACCUGCAGAGCCGUGGCUCCAAGUUCAUCAAGUAUCAGGAGCUGAAGAUCCAGGAACAUGUGAGCCUCUGUGUGUUUCUGUCAAAACAAUGGGCCCCUCUGCUGCUGUAGCCAUUUCCCCACUAACCACCCACGGCGUUCCAGGGGUGGGGUGGAGAGCCAAUAUCUAGCUGCUCAGCCACCAGUGGAAGCAGCGUGGGCCAGUGGUUGCAGAGAGCAUGUUUCACAGGCAAAAGGUCCCCAGCAUCUCAAAGCAAAGGUUGUUGGGUUAGUAUGACGGGGAAAGGCACAAUUUUACUUUAAGUGUUUCUGUCUUCCUCCUCAAUUCCCAAAGUAUUGUCGUAGUGGCUUACGAUAAAAGAGUAAAAGGCAAUGUUAGUUGGGUGGUUAACAUGCAGAACUGGUCAUUAUGCACAUUCACUGGACCCCCUGGAGAGUGUAUACAUAAUCUAGUUAUAAGGAAGGAAUUCUGCACAUUUCCCAGUCAAUGUGCACCUGUCAACUGGCCCAAAGUGGUUCUAGUCCUUGGGCCCCAAGGAAGGGCGUCUUUUGGAGCAGCCCUGUGAUUGGCUGCCUCCUUCACAGCAGGUGGGCCUGUCCCUUCCCUCAAGGAGGCACUCACCACUUGUGGAGGCUGAGCCACUCCAUGUCCACAUCCUUGGGGCACAGCAAGUGACAUUCAGACAUAACCCAAGACUGGAUGCCACACUGGAAACAUCAAGCACCCCAAAGCAAUUUGCUUAACAAGACACAAGCAAGGGAGGAGCUGCUUUCCUGCCAUCUCUGCCGCAGAGCAGGCUUGACAGUGGGCUAGAUCCUGCAGGGGCCAGUGUGGUGGCUGUGCAGCUGCUGCCUCUACAAGCACCUCCAGGUGGGGGGCAGGGACUCUUUGCAGUCUCUGGGUGCGUGGUGGGGAGGUCUUGGGCAGGUGCUGGGGUCAGAGUAGGCAGUGCUGUUCUGGGCUAGGGCAGGUGGGUGGGUGAUUGGAUGUUCAGAAACCUCCAAGGAAGGUGAUGGGCUCUCCUCAUUGAAUGUUUUUCAACAGAGGUUGGGCGGCCAGGGAUUCUUUCUGUAUGAUCCCUGCAUUGCAGGGGAUUGGAGCAGAUGGCCUGUCUGGUGCCGGGGCAGAGGGUCUGGAUGCACUGGAAGGGCGAGGAGGGGGCCCUGCUCUCACCUCCCCCUCCCUCCCUCAUAGAGCGACCAGGUGCCAGUGGGGAACUUACCGCGUUCCAUCAGCGUCAGCGUGCAAGGGGAGAAUACGCGCCUUGUGCAGCCAGGGGACCACGUCAGCAUUACUGGCAUCUUCCUCCCUGUGCGGCAGAUGGGAUUCCGGCAGGUCCUGCAGGUGGGAGAGCAGUAGGUCAAGCUGGGAGGGGUCUGGGGGUGGUGCUGGGGCUCUGGACUGAGCACAUGUCUUGCUGCAUUGUAGGGCCUUCUGUCUGACACAUACCUGGAGGCCCACCACAUCGUCUGCAUGAGCAAGAGCGAGCAGGAGGAGCUGGGUGGAGGGGGCCUCACGGAGGAGGAGCUGCGCCAGAUCACAGGUGAGGGGCGGCUUUAUCCUCCCUGCCCCUCUGGCCCCAUGGGGCUUGGAAAGGGCUUCCAGGAAGCUGGUUGUGGUGUGGAAGUGGUGCUCUGGCCUGCCUUGUAUAGUCUGGUUCCAAGAUGCUUUGGGCAAAAUCCCUUCUCUCUUUUUUUUUUUUAAUAAAUAUUUAUUAAGGUUUUUACAAUGUUACAAAAUGAAAAAGAGAAAAGAAAAAAUACAAAAUAAAAAUAGUUAAAAACAAUUCAAUCUUUUCAUCACUUAUCUUUCAUUUACUUGUUUCCCGGACCUCCUCAUACCUCCCCUUUUUGUAUUCCACUUCAAUUUAUUAGUUUAGCAAUUCCUUUCCCUCCUUAUUUUAUCCUGAUCUUUAAUCUUAAUAUAUUAUAACCUUAGUUUACCUAUUAAGAAUCCAAUUUUUUCAUAUUCUUUUAUACCAUUACAGCUAGAAACCACUUAACUUCAAUCCAACAUCAUUCUAACAUUCAUUAAUUUUGCAAUAUUUCUGUAAAUAGUCUUUAAUUUUCUUCCAAUCUUCUUCCACCGACUCUUCUCCCUGGUCUCGGAUUCUGCCAGUCAUUUCCGCCAAUUCCAUAUAAUCCAUCAGUUUCAUCUGCCAUUCUUCUAGAGUGGGUAGAUCUUGUGUCUUCCAAUACUUUGCAAUAAAUAUUCUUGCUGCUGUUGUAGCAUAUAUAAAGAAAGUUCUGUCCUUCUUUAACACCGAUUGGCCGACUAUGCCCAGAAGAAAGGCCUCUGGUUUCUUCAAGAAGGUAUAUUUAAAUACCUUUUUUAAUUCAUUAUAAAUCAUCUCCCAGAAAGCCUUAAUCCUUGGGCACGUCCACCAUAGGUGAAAGAAUGUACCUUCAGUUUCCUUACAUUUCCAACAUUUAUUAUCGGGCAAAUGGUAGAUUUUUGCAAGCUUGACUGGGGUCAUGUACCACCUGUAUAUCAUUUUCAUAAUAUUCUCUCUUAAGGCAUUACAUGCCGUAAACUUCAUACCUGUGGUCCAUAACUAUUCCCAGUCAGCCAUCAUUAUGUUAUGUCCAACAUCUUGUGCCCAUUUAAUCAUAGCAAAUUUCACCGUUUCAUCCUGAGUAUUCCAUUUCAACAGCAAGUUAUACAUCUUUGACAGAAUCUUAGUUUUGGGUUCUAACAAUUCUGUUUCUAAUUUUGAUUUUUCCACCUGGAAGCCGAUUUUCUUGUCCAAAUUGUAUGCCUCCAUUAUCUGAUAAUAAUGAAGCCAGUCUCGCACUUUGUUUUUUAGUUUUUCAAAACUCUGCAAUUUCAAUCUAUCUCCAUCUUGUUCCAAAAUUUCCCAAUAUUUCGGCCAUUUGACCUCCAUAUUGAGUUUUUUCUGAGCUUUCGCUUCCAUCGGUGACAGGCACCUUGGGGUUUUAUUUUCCAAUAAGUCCUUAUAUCUUAUCCAGACAUUAAACAGUGCUUUCCUGACAAUAUGGUUUUUAAAUGCUUUAUGCGCUUUGACCUUAUCAUACCACAAAUAUGCAUGCCAUCCAAAUACGUUGUUAAAACCUUCUAAAUCCAAAAUGUCUGCGUUUUCAAGAAGCAGCCAUUCUUUCAACCAGCAAAAAGCUGCUGAUUCAUAGUAAAGUUUCAAGUCUGGCAGGGCAAAUCCACCUCUUUCCUUUGCAUCUGUUAGUAUUUUAAAUUUUAUUCUAGGCUUCUUGCCCUGCCAGACAAAUCUAGAAAUAUCUCUCUGCCACUUCUUGAAACAGUCCAUUUUGUCCACAAUUUGCAAUGUUUGAAACAAAAACAACAUUCUGGGCAAUACAUUCAUUUUUAUCGCAGCAAUACGGCCUAGCAGUGAAAGCUUCAAAUUUGACCAGAUUUCUAAAUCUUUUUUCACUUCAACCCAGCAUUUUUCAUAGUUGUCUUUAAAUAAAUUCCCAUUUUUUGCUGUCAUGUUAAUCCCCAAGUAUUUGACUUUCUUAACCACUGUUAAACCUGUCUCAUUCUGAAACCUCUCUCUCUCAAUUGCUGUUAAAUUUUUCUCUAAAACCUUGGUUUUUGACUUACUCAUUUUAAACCCUGCAACCUGACCAAAUUCUUGAAUCAGUUCUAAAACCCUUUUGGUACUAGAUUCUGGCUCCUGUAACGUCAAUACUAAGUCAUCUGCAAAUGGUCUCAAUUUGUACUGUUUGGCUCCGACCUGUAUACCUUUAACCAACUGGUCCCUUCUCGGGCAAAAUCCCUUCUCAGAAGAGGUGCCUCAGAGCUGGCAGCGAAACAGAGGAAGCAGCUGCCUUAUACUGAGUUAGACCCAGGGUAUAAGGCAGAGAGUCUUUCCCAGCCCUACCUGGCGAUGCUGUUGGCAGGGAUUGAAACGGGGAAGUUUCUGCAUGGCCCUUGGGCAAUGACUGUCCAGGAAGAGAACUUUGGGGUCAUGGCAGAGAUCUCGCCCAAAGUGCUGCCUCCUUGUUCCUGGCCGAAGUGAAGCCAGUCUUGGCUUGCUGGCCCCUCCUGUAGGCAUCUCCUCCUCAGCUGCCUCAGCUGGAAUCUAAAUCGUAACCACCUCUUUCACACCCUGAUUUGGAGAGUUUCUCUGGAGGCCGGCUGGCUUCUGUCAGGGAUGUGCUUCUGUCCCUCAAGCAAGAUUACUGGCAAACUCCCUUGUGCAGGGGGUGGGGCAUCUGUCCGUCACCAUCCCACGCAGUGCCUCCCAGCCCCUUCCUGCCCCCGGGAUCCUGAAUUGCCCAAGGGGCUGGUGUGGUCUGGUUGGGUGCCUGGAAGGUGCAGGGCAGGGGCCCCUGCCCCUCACUCACAUCUCCCUUCUGCUGAUUCCCUUGCAGAGGAGGAUUUCUAUGACAAGCUGGCGGCCUCCAUCGCCCCCGAGAUCUAUGGCCAUGAGGAUGUCAAAAAGGCCCUCCUCCUCCUGCUGGUGGGGGGCGUGGACCAGAACCCCCGGGGCAUGAAGAUUCGGGGUAAGGCCCCCAUGGCUGCAAGCAGCUGCUCUCCUGCGCCUCCUUUCUCCCUCUGCCGCCAUCUCUGCUCUGGGGCCUUUUCUGCAAAGUGCUGCCUUUGCUCUCAAGGGUGGGGCGAUGUUUUCUCCAGAGGUCAGAGGCACCCCUGGAUAAUGUGCCCUCUUCUUCCCACUCCCGGACCUUGUAGGGAACAUCAACAUCUGCCUCAUGGGGGACCCUGGUGUGGCCAAGUCCCAGCUGCUGUCAUACAUCACGCGCCUGGCGCCACGCAGUGAGUACCACUUCAGGGUCCACUGACUGGGAUACUGCAUGGGACUGAGCAUGGGACCUUCUUCUUGCAAGGCAGAUGCUCUGUCCCUGAGCAGCGCCUGUCUGGCUGAUGUUGCAGCUGCUUAGUUGACUCCCUCUGGAAGUUACCCAGCUCCCGCUAAGGAGACCUACAGGCUGCCACGGUGGGGGGAGCAGGGAACCUGAGGUCUCCGCUUCAGAAGAAGCUACAAGGGGGUGGGCAGAGGGGUCUCCCCAGGGUCUUCCUUCCCACGGCUCUCAGCCAGAUGGGCAGGUGUCUAUGGAAAGGUAAUGCUGCUUAGGCCCUGAAGGCACACCAGAGCAGCCCUUGGUCUCAGAGGCCACUUCCACCCCCUGGGCACCUUGCUUUCAGCUUCCUGCCAUGUGUGUGUGUUGGGGGAGAGUGCACAAGGCUUUCUCUGUGGUGGUCCCCUUGCCUCUAGAAAGGCCUCGCCUCUGAGGUGCAUCUCGCCAUGAUACUGAUUUCGUUUUGUCAGUUGGACAAGACACCCCUUUUGCUCAGGUUUUGGGGGAGGGCCGAGGCUUAUGAGGCCCAUGGAUUUUUUGUGCAGCCGGGGGCCUUAUUUUGUGUCACCCAGUCCUUGAAGCUUAGCUCUGAGGGUGGAUGUUUCCUGCCCUGAGCCCAGGAGCGUUGGGUGAGGGCGGAGGAGAGCUGCUGUAGUGAUGGGCCCAACUUCCGUCCCGUUCUCCAGGCCAGUACACCACGGGGCGUGGCUCCUCUGGGGUAGGGCUGACAGCUGCUGUGCUGCGUGACCCACUGACGGGGGAGCUGACCCUGGAGGGGGGCGCACUGGUGCUGGCUGACCAAGGCGUCUGCUGCAUCGAUGAGUUUGACAAGAUGCUGGAAGCAGACCGAACGGCCAUCCAUGAGGUGAUGGAGCAGCAGACCCUCUCCAUUGCCAAGGCUGGCAUCCUGACCACGCUGAACGCCCGCUGCGCCAUCCUGGCGGCUGCCAACCCCACCUAUGGCCGCUACAACCCCAAGCGCAGCCUGGAGCAGAACAUCCAGCUCCCGGCUGCCCUCCUCUCCCGCUUCGACUUGCUGUGGCUCAUCCAGGACCGGCCGGACCGUGACAACGACCUCCGGUGAGCAGGGGCCACAAGGCGCUGCAGAUGAGGCCCUUCUCCUCCCUUUCCCCCCCCCCCCCCGGGUUUUGCUGCUUUUUCUAAAUGGUUGCCUGUUUUUUACAGUCUUGCCCAGCACAUCACGUACGUGCACCAGCACAACCACCAGCCCCCCUGCCAGUUCCAGGAGCUUGACAUGGGCCUCAUGAGGUGAGGGGGAAGGGCUUUCCAGCCCCAGGGGCCAUACAGUGGCUGGGCCACUGCGCAUGGUGUAGGGAGGGUGGCUCCCAUGCAGCGGAGGCCUUGGGUCAGGGCUCGUCUCCUUGCGUCUCCUGCCAGGCGGUACAUUGCCAUGUGCAAGCAGAAGCAGCCAGCGGUGCCUGAGGCUCUGGCAGACUACAUCACGGCCGCUUAUGUGGAGAUGCGGAAGGAGGCCUUGUCCAACAAGGACACCACCUACACUUCGGCCCGCACCUUGCUGGGGAUCCUGCGCCUGGCCACUGCCCUGGUGAGUAGAGCGCAACAACAACAACAAUAAUAAUAAUAAUAAAAUUUUAUUUAUAUCUAGCCCUUCCCAGCCGAAGCCGGGCUCAGAUCGGCUAACAACAUUAAAAUGAUACAACAUUCUAAAAUCAUUUCAUUAUAAAAUCAAUUCAAAUCAGAUUAAUGGCAACCAUUGGGCUAGAGUUCUGUGAGGAUUGCCAAAGGAGGGGGUCAGGCUGUGCCCUGGCCAAAGGCCUGGUGGAACAGCUCUGUCUUGCAGGCCCUGCAGAAAGAUGUCAAGUCCCGCAGGGCCCUAGUCUCUUGUGACAGAGCGUUCCAAGAGUCCUGCAGCAGCUGACCAAGCCAGAAGGAGCCACCGUAGCCCCAUGUCUGGGAGCCCAGCUGGCUGCCUUUUCUGGGAAGCCCAUCAGAGCCUCAGGGCAGCAGUUCUCCCCACUCACAGUUGCCAACAGCUGCUACCCAGCUCUGAUGGUGGAGGUGGAAUAUAGCCAUUGCAGCUAGUGGCUGCCAGUAGCCUUUUGCUCCCCCCGGUUGUCUCAUCCUCUUCUAAAACCAUCUGAGCCAGAGGCCACCAGCACUGCAUCUGUCUGCUCUAAUUCUUCCAAUGUUCAGCUCCCCCCCCACCCCAAAAUAAAAUAAUUAAUUGUAGUUCUGUCAUAUCUAGUUUCCUCCCAGCAACUGUAGUUGUAGUCUCCAUGCUGUCCUCUGGCCAAUACUUCAGAGGGAAGCAGGUUAAUCCAUCCUAGGCCACCUGCUCCACCUUCUCACUUCUAGAAAUUUGUGUGGAUACAGCAGAAAUUGCAGUGGGCCAAACAUCUUUUUAGAAUACUUUGCUUUCCUAUUUUUCUUUUUUUAAUCCUAAGAAGCCCGCUUAGAGUUGACCCCUGCAAUUCUGGUGCCUGCACUGAAAGGGUUUCAAUGCAGCGGCAGGACCUUGGAGGGCAUCGCUUGGUGGUUUGGAGCAGGAAGGGAACUGUUUCUUCUGUGUGGUGGUAGAGGGACCGUGGGUGAGCCGGCUGACAUUGUGGGGCUCCUCUUUAGGCUCGUCUGCGGCGUGUGGACUUGGUUGAGAAGGAGGAUGUGAAUGAAGCCAUGCGCCUCAUGGAGAUGUCAAAAGAUUCCCUUCUGGCAGACAAGGGGCAGACAAGCAGGUAUUGUAUUGUCAUAACCUCAUGCUGUGGAGUGGGGGCAUCAGACUUCUCUUGGGCUACUGGAUUGACCUUCCCCCUCCCCCCCUCCUACUGCAGGACUCAGCGCCCCUCUGAACUGAUCUUUGCAGCCAUCAGGGAAUUGGUUCCGGCUGGGGGACCUCGCUCUGUGCACCUAGCAGCAGCUGAGCAGCGCUGCGUCUCCAAGGGCUUCACUCCUGCCCAGUUCCAGGCUGCGCUCUCUGAGUAUGAGGAGCUCAAUGUCUGGCAGGUGAACCAGAAAAAGACCCGCCUCACUUUUGUCUGAGCCCUGCUAGCCUGCAGGAGGUCUUGGUGCCUGCUCUCUCCCACCUUGGCUUGGACCUGGGCUGGGGGACUGCUUGCAGGGUGUCUCCUGCUAUCGCUUUUAUUAAGACUGGCAUUUUCCCCCAAUAAAGCAAUUAAUUUGUAUA